AUGUCAGACAACAGUACCUUCGUGCAGCUACAGUCACGGCAGUCGAAACUUUUGGACGGACUCGAUGAACUGCGCACCAUUAGCUCCAUAAAGAACUUCGAAUUUCCGCAGCUGGUCGUCUGUGGCAGCAAGGGCAGCGGGAAGUCUUCUGUCCUCGAAGCGCUCUCACACAUUCACUUCUCUGGCAAGGUUGAGGGCUGCACACAGUUCGCCACAGAAGUUAUCCGCCGUCGGGGGCCAACAUCCACCUUCAAGGCAACGCUUGAACCUGGCCCGUCGUGCACAGACGCAGAAAGAACUGAGAGACUGCGCAGCUUCGAGUCAUCGCUAUCCACUCAACCAUUCUAUCUUCCAAAUCUACUCGAGCUGGCUAAAGAGCACCUAGGCUUGGAUAAACAUCAGAUUACAGAUGAUGUGCUCAAAGUCGAGAUAUCUGAGCCAUACGCACCUAACCUGAAGAUUGUCGACUUGCCUAGCCUUUUACCUUCGAAGAAAGAAGACACAGACAUCAUCAAGAGCUUGACCAAAAGAUAUCUCGAGGAUACACGGAGUAUCAUUUUAGCCGUCAUAUCAGCAGAGGAGAAGUCCGACCUACAGAAUGUGUUGGAGCUCGCAAGCGAGUGUGACCCUAAGAAAGAGCGGACAAUGAGUAUCAUAACUCAUCUAGACUGUCUGGAACCCAACUCCGAGCAGGAGAAGAAGUACAUUGACUUGAUCCAAAAUGAUCAGAAAUCUCUCCAGCUAGGCUGGCAUGCUCUGCAUUGUUGGUUCUAUGAUUCUCGGCCUGUGUGGAUUGAGGAAAGGGAUAGCAAAGAAAAGGCUUUCUUCAGCAAUACCCGUUGGGUGGCUGUUCCUCGCGAAUACGUUGGUGCCAUUUGUCUACGUUCUCGUCUAGGUGAUAUCAUCUCAAAUCAUGCUCAAAGCCAGAUACCAGGGCUCAUUAUCGAUAUUCAAACUAAAAUUGCUAAUCUCCGAGCCAAGCUUGAUGGGAUGGGACCUCCUCGCUCAGAAAUAAAUCAGCAGAGGAACUAUCUUUUCCGAAUAAGCAGAGACUUUGAGAGAAUUGUCGGUCAAGCUUUGAAUGGGGUGUAUCUGGACGAUUUCUUCGGUUCCUCCGAAAUCUCUGACAAUGCUUACGACUUCCGUCGAUUCCGAGCUACUAUACGAGAUCUUAAUGACUGUUUUGCUGAAGCGAUGAAUCUUCGAGGUAGUCGCUGGAGAAUUCAGGAGCCAUGGGAAACCGGGACAACGGAAAAUGUCGCCACGCAAUUGAAUCCCUAUUUGGAUGGUUGGGCCCCAAUCGAUAUUGAUCGUGCCAUGCUUGAAGCAAGAAUUAGCGAACACGCACACAGAAAUAGAGGCUUAGAACCUCCAGGAAACAUGAACAACCUAACUGUGGGGUUUCUGUUCUGUGAGAUGUCCGAACCUUGGGAAGGUCUUGCUCAACAGCACAUGGAAAUGGUUUGGGGCUCAGUACACCACUUCAUAAAGCUCUUGCUCCAGUGUCUUGCAGACGCUCGUACCGUGGAUCAGCUCAUGAACAAGGUGUUUGAACCGCGAUUAUGCGAUAUGAAGGAUGCGUUAUCUUCGAAGCUUCAAGAGUUGAUGUCAUACUUGAAGCGUGGACAUCCGCUGCCAAUAGGUAAUAGCUUUCUCAGUCGAAUCCGAAGAGUGGAGAAACAGGGAUCUAUUGUCAAUGCGGCAAGGAUUACAGAUACUGCUGUGGUCGAUGCUAAUCUAACAGCACUGGCUACAAUCACCGCUAGCCAGACGAUGCGCAACCCGCGAAGCACUAAUACUGCUGCCGACAUCCUCAAUCAGAUGCAAGCAUAUUAUGAUUCCGCAAUCGUGACUUUCGUCGAUAACGUUGCCACACUCGGAAUUGAAAAUUGUCUACUAGCGCCUCUCGAAGAAAUAUUCACAACCCAGACUAUCAGUGAAAUGAGCGACAAGGAAGUGACCGAAAUCGCAUGCGAGCCUGAGUCCUAUCAGGAGGAUCACAAACGAAUAUCCCAUGAACUAGACAAAUUAAAGGCGGGUCUGAAUGCGAUUAAAUCAUGGAGCAGAAAUCCUGCCAACAGCAGAGUCCCGUCAACCCUUGCUAGAUUCUAUGAGGGUAAGUUACUCGGGGCUUCUCUUGUGACUCAAUGA
Molecule: messenger RNA, 2151 nt
Organism: Aspergillus homomorphus CBS 101889
Lineage: Eukaryota; Fungi; Ascomycota; Eurotiomycetes; Eurotiales; Aspergillaceae
Product: putative dynamin GTPase
Exons: 2
Coding region: 1-2151 (716 amino acids)
Cellular component (GO): microtubule; membrane; cytoplasm
Molecular function (GO): microtubule binding; GTP binding; GTPase activity
Source: RefSeq, a predicted model, not a curated record